UGAACAUCCUGGCAAACCCGUGUCGGAUUGCCGCGGGUAUAAGUAGUCAGGCUAUACAAAGUCCCGCUGAGAUCGUGAUACCCGUGAUUCAUCAUAAGAACUGAGUCACCACCUCUCCUCUCUUCUUCAUCGCAGGAAAUCACAACAUCUCAUCAACAUUAUGCAUUUCCCCAGUUGCAAUGCCGAGGAGCGUCCAGAGGUCUUGCAUGAAUUCAUCCGUCAGAAUCCCCUUGGCAUAUUGACAACCGCAAUUAAAUCAGAUUCUUAUCCAUUUCUUCAAAACAGUCAUAUUCCAUGGCUUGUUGAUGCAGACUUUGAUGGCAAUACCAAUGGACUCGGCAGACUUCGCGGUCACAUUGCACGACAAAAUCCUCAGGCAAAAGCUAUUAUCGAAAGCUGCACAGCAGUCUCUGAGUCAUCAUCAACAAAUGUCCUCGAGCACGACGUUCUUGUAUUAUUCAACGGACCAGUCCAUCACUAUGUCACACCUAAAUUCUACAAGCAAACCAAACCCGACACCGGAAAGGUAGUUCCUACCUGGGAUUACGAAGCCGUGGAGGUGUACGGUAGAGCGAGAGUUUACUACGAUACCAAGUCCGCUGAAUCUGGAAGUUUUCUUGCAAAGCAGAUCUCGGAUCUAUCUGACCAUAUGGAGACAUCAAUAAUGGGUUAUGGCAAGACUUCUGAAACACAUCCAUGGAGAGUGGCGGAUGCACCCGAACGGUAUAUUGAGCUACUCACGAAGAACAUCAUUGGCAUAGAGAUUGAGAUUACCUCUAUGGCGGGAAGGUUCAAGUGGAGUCAAGAGAAGCCUGUUAAAGACAGAGAUGGCCUCAUUGAAGGGUUCAAAAAUCUAGAUACGCAUAAUGGUGCGUUGCUAUCGGAAAAGGUUAGGGAUCACGCCGCUCUUUUUGAUGCCAAAAAAGCUGCGAGUAAGUUGGGGGCCUAGUUAUUGGGUGAACUGAGAGGCAGACUCGUGUGUAAAUGAUUAUAUGGUAGCGUUUGGAAUGUGAUACCAGUGUAUUAUCUGACCAUAUAUGAGCUGAAAACUCAGUCGUUUAGUCAAUUAUAUGCAUGAUGGUUUUCAGGUCACCACUUGAGAAUGUCCUUUUGUGUUUUGACCUAGUGA
This is a messenger RNA of Sclerotinia trifoliorum, 1129 nucleotides long. NCBI's taxonomy places the organism in Eukaryota, Fungi, Ascomycota, Leotiomycetes, Helotiales, Sclerotiniaceae. The record is from the annotation of a GenBank genome assembly.